CGCACCAGUGAACCAAUCUGAAAGCCAAACUCUCCAAAGGUUGAACUGCUGUGCACAUCGUCCCCCAUCCACCAGAAAGGAAGACUAUCAAAAAAAGGCACUAUUCACUUCGGACGCUAAGCGCUUUGAGCCCACAUAAACACCUCAACAGUAGCAAAAUGCCUUUCGGCUAUUCACUGCUCUCGGCGACAGCGAGCGAAUUCCUCAACACCGUGGGUGCCUUCUCCGGCUUCACGGGCGUAGCCCUUGGAGCAUUCGGCGCUCAUGGCCUCCAACGCAAACUCUCCGUCGUCCCCGUGGUCGACGCCGCUCAACGCAUGGCAAAUUGGAGGACGGCAGCCACCUAUCAUCUCGUGCAUACCUUGGCUAUGCUCAGCAGGACAUCGUCGCCGGUUGCCGGAUACUUGUUUGGAGUCGGAAACCUGCUCUUUAGUGGGUCUAUAUAUCUGCUCGUGUUGGAUACGCAGAGGAAGUAUUCACGAUUGCUGGGCCCGGUCACUCCGUUAGGCGGGCUGUUCUACCUAGCCGGGUGGGUGGCUAUGCUCUGGUGUUGAGCUGAGAUGACUUGGACGUGGCAGCAGCGAAGUUGGACGAGGAGGAGGCGUACAGCAGUUGAUCGCGAGCCAGGGGGGUUCAGAUGGGUAUCAUUGAGGCGACAUAGCUAUCACCGACCGUUUGCAGAACCAUCAGCAAACAAACGCU
Fimicolochytrium jonesii is the source of this 702-nucleotide messenger RNA. RefSeq lists its product as uncharacterized. The coding region runs from base 159 to 554 and encodes 131 amino acids. The transcript has 3 exons. Lineage: Eukaryota; Fungi; Chytridiomycota; Chytridiomycetes; Spizellomycetales; Powellomycetaceae. The record is from RefSeq and is a predicted model, not a curated record.